Molecule: messenger RNA, 5649 nt
Organism: Malaclemys terrapin pileata
Lineage: Eukaryota; Metazoa; Chordata; Testudines; Emydidae
Gene: SLC25A45
Product: solute carrier family 25 member 45
Exons: 5
Coding region: 1707-2609 (300 amino acids)
Biological process (GO): transmembrane transport
Cellular component (GO): mitochondrion
Molecular function (GO): transmembrane transporter activity
Source: RefSeq, a predicted model, not a curated record
CUGCCCGUGGGGUGCAGAGAGGACUGGAGGGUUAGCUGCUAAGGGCCAUUGCACAAGAUGUAGCGCUGGUUUGCGAGGGUCUGGCCAUGCCUGCAGCUCGCUGUGAGUGCCCCACUGCACACGCCACGUGCUGCAAACUAGUUCAGGGCCUUGGGUUAGAGGGAGAGGAAAGGUUUGCAAAGGCAGCUCGGGGUGCUGGGAUGGAGGCACUGGCCUAGGACUGUGGAAGCUGCUUUCAUCCUGGCUAGGAAAAAAGGUGCGGGCGCAUUGCUUUGUCAGGGGGUGGGGAGGGGAAGCUUUCUGUCUGGCUGUGGGAUAGGAGGAGAUACAGUGGUUAAAGCAGGGGGUCUGGGGGGAGGGAUAGCUCAGUGGCUUGAGCAUUAGCCUGCUAAACCAAGGGUUGUGAGUUCAAUCCUUGAGGGGGCUAUUUAGGGAUCAGGGCAAAAAUCUGUCAGGGGAUUGGUCCCGCUUUGAGCAGGGGGUUGGACUAGAUGACCUCCUGAGGUCCCUUCCAACCCUGAUAUUCUAUUCUAUUCUUCUUCUGGGUUUCAUCCCCAGCUCAGGGAGGGGAGUGGUGUCUAGGGUUUCAGAGUUUAAGGGCAGAUGGCAUCAUUAGAUCAUCUAGUCUGAUCUUCUGAAUAUCCCAGGACUUUAAACUUCACCCAGACAGUCAUAGGUUGAGCCCAAUGACUUUAACAUUUCCACCCUCAAGAGUUUAAGGCAGGGGUGGGCAAACUACAGCCUGUGGGCCGGAUCCAGCCCGCCAGCCCUCAAGCUCCCACUGGCACUCCAGCUGGGGAGCAGGGUCGGGGGGCCGCUCCACACGGCUCCCGGAAGCCAUGGCAUGGCCCCCCUCUGGCUCCUACGUGCUCCAGUGGCCCCCCUCCGGCACUUCAGUGGGAGCUGCAGGGGUGGCGCCUCUGCAUAGGAGCCAGAGAAGGGACAUGCCACUGCUUCCAGGAGCCGCUUGAGGUAAAAGCACCGCCCUGAGCCUCUCCCUAACCCCCUGCCCCAGCCCUGACCCCCUCCCGCCCUCCAAAUCCCUCGGUCCCAGUCCAGAGCACCCUCCUACACCCCAAACUCCUCAGCCCCACCCCAGAGCCCACACCCCUAGCCGGAGCCCUCAUCCCCUCCUGCACCCUGAACGCCUAAUUUCUGUCCCCACCCCAGAGCCCUCACCCCAACCCCAAUUUUGUGAGCAUUCGUGUCCCGCCAUACAAUUUCUAUUCUCAGAUGCGGCCCUCGGGCCAGAAAGUUUGCCCACCCCUGGCUGAAGGGGUUGUGAGCCCCAUGCAGAGAACAGGAGAGAACCAGGGUCUCUGGCAUUAUGGGGAGCUUGAUUAGGUAGGACCUUGAUGAGCACAACAGCCGCCUCAUGCUGCAGAGGAAGGCAAAAGAAGGUCCCUGCCACUGGGGGGGGAGGAUUCCUGCCUGCUGCCACAUCAGGUGAUCAGCUGCACCCUGAACAAGACCCACCCUCCAGCCAGCUACAUCAGAGAAACCGCAGAGCGCCGGCCCCAUUACCUGUUAUCCCUGCUCCAGCUGUAUGUGAUCCCCGAUGCUUCAGAGGAAAGCCAAAAACCACCCCCGUCCCCGAUUGCAAUUGUGCCUCCACGAGUUGGGUGCCUCCAGCGUUGUAAGGAUCUGCGUCCAAAUGCCUCCCGGUAAGCACCCGAACAGGCCUUUAUAACAGCCCAUCCUGAAACAUGCUCAGCACAGCCUGCUGUCAUUUACUAACCCGUCGCAAGCCACUUACAGCUGCAACCGUCAUAGAAAGCAGGCUCCGCGCUUCUCUCUGUCUGGGAAUCUUCCUGAGAGCCCUGUACAGUCCCUGCGUGCUCUACUCACCAUGCCCGUGGAGGAGUUUGUGGCUGGCUGGAUUUCAGGUCCUAGGCUUCUUUAAGGGGAUGAGUUUCCCACUGCUGAGCGUGGCCCUAGUUAACUCAGUGCUGUUCGGGGCCUACAGCAAUGCCCUGCUGUACCUGAGCGCUACCCACCACCACGACCGCCGCGCCAAGCCCCCCAGCUAUGCCCACGUCUUUACCGCUGGCAGCUUCUCUGGCCUGAUGCAGGCCGUGGUCCUGGCUCCUAUUGACCUGAUCAAAGUUCGGCUACAGAACCAGCUUCACUCCUAUGGGCUGAGGAGUCCAGCAGGGGCCUCUGGAACCCAGUACCGGGGCCCAGUGCACUGCGCUGCCAGCAUAUUCCGCAAGGAGGGGGUCAUGGGCCUGUUCCGGGGCACCUGGGCCCUGGUGCUGCGAGAUACACCCACUAUGGCCAUUUACUUCCUCACCUACACCAGUCUCUGCCAGGCCAUGACAGUGCAGGGGCGAGAACCAGGGCCGAUGACGGUUCUCGUAGCCGGGGGCUGUGCUGGCACCGCCUCAUGGAUCUUAGCCACGCCCAUGGACGUGAUCAAGGCCCGGCUCCAGAUGGAUGGGGUGAAGGGAGUAUCCUACCACGGGGUCUUGGAUUGCAUCCGCAUCAGCGUUCGGCAUGAGGGACCCCAGGUCUUCCUAAAGGGCCUUGCCCUGAACUGUAUCCGUGCCUUCCCUGUCAACGCGGUGACCUUCCUGAGCUAUGAGACCAUCCUGAAACUCAUCUGCUGAGCCCCACCCUGCUCCCUGCAGCAUCAGGCCCCCCCAUCACCGCACUGAGGGCCAGCUCUGAUGGCCAUUGGAGAGCACCCCCAACUGAGCCCCCUGCCCAGCUCCCUGUAACAGAGUGCCCCCUAGCGUUGUGCUGGGGCAUGGAGGUCAGCACCAACUGUGAGAGGAAGGCAGGAUCACCCCUCCUACAAUCUAUUCCCCAAGGUUAGGCUGCAUCCUAGAUUUAAAUGUCCUGAGUGAUGUUGGUUCUUCCCAUUUCCAUGCAUCUUAGCACGUCGGGGAGAGGAACUGCCGGUCAGUGAUGAGGGGGAGGAGUAGUGACUUGGGAGCUGGGGAUGAAAGAGGGAAUAAGAAAACCGAGGAGUGGGGCAGGGGUGGGUAGGAGACAGGAAAUUGUGCUUUUUAGCAGCAUGACUGAGCCACGAGUUAGGCCUCGUGGGUUCUAUGCCAGAUCUAGGAUUAGAGUGGGUGGGAGUUAAGACUGCUGGGUUCUUUUCCCAGCUUUGGGAGGGGAGUGGGGCCUAGUGGUGCAUGUCAGGGGAGGAGGGGCCAUAUGCAGAGCAGUGUGGGGGAAGGACUUCUGGGAGUAGGAGGAUUUCUUCUUACCCAUCUAUAGCAUUUCCAUAGCAAGUGAAAAUCUACUUAAUUCUCAUCAGUCAGCAAACUCUCUACUGUUGGCCCAGUCUAGUUGGAUGGGCACAGAGACCCUGCCACCGCCACCCUGGAGCAGGCUGCAAUGUGCAGGGACCAGUGGAGGCGAGCUAAACCUAUUAGACAAUAUCCCCCGAGUCAGGAAUUGAACCCAGGAGUCCUGCCUCCCCUGCUCUAACACACCACACACCACUUCCCUGCCAGAGCUGACCGAGAACCCAGGAGACCUGACUCCCUGCUCUGGGAUUUUUAGCUGUAACCCACUAGACACCACUCCCCACCCAGCAGUUGGCAGAUCCCCAAUACAAGCUCUUUGCCACAACACCUGGGGUGCUGGGUCUUUGCCAUAGAUGUGAUGCAACAGCCCAGGUCAUUUACCUGCCAUGGGGGGAGGCGGGGGACGGAUCUGAGAGGCAGGCCCCGUGUCCUUGCCAGCUCCCUGUGCCGCCUCUGGCUGCUCCUAUCCUCCUGGGGGGAUGUCUCAGGAAACGCAAGCCGACAACGUGCCGACGGAUUCCUUUGCUGCUGCGGUGAAGGUGCCGGAGCGCAGGCUCCCUUGGGGGAAAUCAGCAUCCUCUGCUCCUCCCUGAAUGAUACAGCUCGCUGCACUGCAAUGGAGGGAAAGCCAGGCCAGGAUUGGACACUCCCUUCCUAACUCUGUUGGAAUUCAUGGCUGGAGCCAAAAAAGGCUGGGGACCAAGGUGCAGAGCGGGAAAGGGACAUGCCCCGAAGCUCACAGAGCGAGUCUGGAAUAGAGCCCAGGAGUUCUGGCUCCUGCUCCCCAUCUCUAUCCAUAAGAGCUCACUCUGCUCCUUGAGCCAGGGAUGGCACUCAGGCAUCCUGACUCCCAGCCCCCCUGCUUUAACACACGAAAUCCCACCAAUGUGCUCAGCACCAGGAAUACAAUCCAGGGGUGCUGAAGCUCAGCACCCCCUGUUCUAACCCAUUUGACUUCACUGUGCUCCUAUAGCCAGGAAUAGAACUCACAAGUUCUGACUCUAGUCCCUGCCUUCUACUCGAACGUUCAUCUCACUCUGCCUCCACUUGCACACCUGUAAAAUGGGGAUAAUUAUUCCUUUGUCCACUUAGACCUGAAGAUCUUUGUGGCAGGGACUAGCUGGGCAGUGCACGACUCACUGGGGUCCUGAUCUCGGUCAUGGUCUGUGCAGGGCCCAGCACAAAGGUCCCCAAGUUUGGUCCAGGUCUGUGCAGCACCUGGCAUGAUGCUUCCUCCCUACCCUGUCAGUCAUGGGGGGGGGGGGGGGAGGGGGUCUGUGUAGCACCCAGUUACAAUGCUUGAAAUUCAUUGUGAUCUUGUUUGAAAGCCUGCCUCACAGGCUCUGUCAAUCCUGCAGAGCUGCUCUUAGAAAUGAGGUCAGAACCGAAGCGGUGGCAAGCGAGAUUAAAGGCCUGGUAUAUUAAAGCAAUACCCAGACUGGCGGUGAAUACAUAGUGAGCUUGCAGAGAUUUGAGACAUCACUGUGCAAAGGAAUAUGCUUCUCCUGGCCUUGGAUACAUGUGAGAUGGGGUUAGCAAUGCUUCAUUGGUACACAUCCAAGCCCCCAGGAUGUUCACUGUAAGUGCUGGUGGGUGUAAUCAGACCCAGGACAAGAUGGCUGAUAGUUCGGGCUUGUACAUCUUUCCUGUAGCUAACACAGCCUUGGGCAUGUGUGUGUGAUCUGCAAAGCCACUGUUCCUCUGGGAAGCUAUCCCUACUCCAAGAUGAAUAGAUGCCUCAGUGCAAAAUAAUAUCACGCUGUAUCUUGUUUUCCCACGCAUGGGUCCUUUGCAACCCAUUGCUGGCUGGUGUGGACUCAUUAAUUAGAUCGUCCAGGAGGAGGUUAACGAGAGUCAAAUAUUUUAUGCAUAAUACAGCCAAACUAGGAAUAGGACCCAGAAGUCCUGACUCCCAGCCCCCCUCUCCCUCAAUAUCAAUCCACCAGACCCAGCUCCCCUCCUGGAGCCCCUGGGAGUAGAACCUACAAGUCCUGACUCCCAGCCCUCCUGCUCCCCCAAUCUAACCCCUUACACCACCCUCUUCUCCCAGAGCUAGGAAAAGAACCCAGGAGUUCUGACUCCUACUUCUCUGCCUUCAGACCACCUAUCCUUAGAUACAGUGCAGGGGUAGGCAACCUGCGGCGCACGAGCUGAUUUUCAGUGGCACUCACGCUGCCCGGUCCUGGCCACUGGUCCGGGGGGCUCUGCAUUUUAAUUUAAUUUUAAAUGUGAAGCUUCUUAAACAUUUUAAAAUCCUUAUUUACUUUACAUAUAUAACGAAGCUAUUAUUGUAUUAUAGACUUAUAGAAAGAGACCUUCUAAAAACGUUAAAAUGUAUUACCGGCCUGCGAAACGUUAAAUUAGAGUGAAUAAAUGAAGAUUCAGCCCACCA